Molecule: messenger RNA, 1530 nt
Organism: Budorcas taxicolor (takin)
Lineage: Eukaryota; Metazoa; Chordata; Mammalia; Artiodactyla; Bovidae
Gene: RNF175
Product: ring finger protein 175
Exons: 11
Coding region: 1-1530 (509 amino acids)
Cellular component (GO): endoplasmic reticulum membrane; Golgi membrane
Molecular function (GO): ubiquitin protein ligase activity; metal ion binding
Source: RefSeq, a predicted model, not a curated record
AUGGGGUGCGGGGUGCGGGGAAGCGCACGGGUUUCCCGGCCGCAGUGGCCGGCGGAAUGGCCUCCCCGCAGAGGGCCCCGAGCCCCGGAGGGCCCCCUCGGCGGCGACGGUGGCCCGCAUGAGCGCCCCUGCUCCGCAGGAGGGUCCCGCGCGGCGACCGGGCCCGCACGGCGCGGGGCGGGGCGGCGGGGAGCCGCGGACGCGGAGCCCCGGGCGGCGGGCCCUGAGCGCCGGCGGCAUGGCCGCGAGGGCGGCCCCGGGCCUGGAGGGGCCCCCGCGGCACGAGCAGGCGCGCGCGGGCUCGCCGGGUCGCGGUCCCGGGGCCCGCGCAGGCGCUGCCGCUGCACGGGCCGGUUCCAAGGCCCCCUCCCGCGCGCGCACCGGGCCGCCGGGAUGGAGGGGCGAAGGACCUUCUGGAAGAUGCUGCGGCUUGUCCUCACCCCUCCCCACUCCGGGAGGCGGUUCCUCUCCGCCUGCCUGCAGGUCCACCAGGACCUCUGCUGCCUCCCUGGCUUAAAGGAGGCACGCCGUCCCCGCCCGCAGGCGGUCUCCUCACCCGAGUGUAGUGGCUACCUGCUGGGGCUGGAUGUGCAGAUCUCCCACACAAAGCUUUCUGAGGAGGAUGAGUGGAACCUGCAGCAGGAGAGGACAUACGAAAUGCACCGGGGUCACGAGUCCAUGCACGUGGAGAUGAUCUUGAUCUUUCUCUGCGCCCUGGUCGUUGCCCAGAUAGUGCUGGUGCAGUGGAGACAGAGGCACGGCCGCUCCUACAACCUGGUGACCCUGUUGCAGAUGUGGGUUGUCCCUUUGUAUUUCACGAUAAAACUUUACUGGUGGCGAUUUCUCUCUAUGUGGGGGAUGUUCUCAGUUAUUACCAGCUACAUCCUCUUCAGAGCUACCCGAAAACCCCUUUCAGGGAGAACACCACGAUUGGUUUACAAAUGGUUUCUUCUAAUCUACAAACUCAGCUAUGCAUUUGGUGUUGUGGGUUAUUUGGCUAUCAUAUUUACAAUGUGUGGAUUCAAUUUGUUUUUCAGAAUCAAAGCUAGAGAUUCCAUGGAUUUGGGCAUCGUGUCCUUGUUUUACGGCCUCUACUAUGGGGUAAUGGGGAGAGACUUCGCAGAGAUCUGUUCGGACUACAUGGCUUCUACUCUAGGGUUCUACAACGUCAGUGGGAUGCCCACCAGGAGUCUGUCGGACGACAUCUGCGCCGUGUGUGGGCAGAAGAUCAUUGUGGAACUUGAUGAAGAAGGGCUCAUUGAAAACACCUACCAGCUUUCAUGCAAGCAUGUCUUUCAUGAAUUCUGCAUCCGAGGUUGGUGUAUUGUUGGUAAAAAGCAGACGUGCCCUUACUGCAAAGAGAAGGUCGAUUUGAAGAGGAUGAUCAAUAACCCCUGGGAGCGCACACACUUUUUAUACGGACAGAUCCUGGACUGGCUUCGUUAUCUGGUGGCCUGGCAACCUGUGAGAUCCCAAGAAUUUAGAGAACUGAAUAAAAACUGGCACUGGGUCUGUGUGGAAAGAAUUUAA